Molecule: messenger RNA, 384 nt
Organism: Gongylonema pulchrum
Lineage: Eukaryota; Metazoa; Nematoda; Chromadorea; Rhabditida; Gongylonematidae
Source: the annotation of a GenBank genome assembly
AUGACUUCUCUGUACAGUAUCAAAGGAAUCGCGAUUCUCGAUCAGGAUGGGAAUCGAGUGCUGGCAAAGUAUUACGAUGAAGAAGUGCUGCCAACAACAAAGGAGCAGAAAGCAUUUGAGAAAAAUUUAUUCCAGAAAACAAGCAAAGCAAAUGCUGAAAUUAUUCUUUUGGAUGGAAUAAUUUGCGUAUAUCGAAGCAAUGUUGAUUUAUUUUUCUACGUUAUGGGUAGUGCGGAUGAGAACGAGAUGAUCCUGGUUGCGGCUCUCAAUUGUUUGUACGAUUCUGUUUCACUGGUGCUACGGAAAAAUGUUGAGAAAAAAGCACUGGUUGAUAAUAUGGAUAUUGCGAUGCUGAUUAUUGAUGAAAUUUGUGAUAAUGGGUAA